Messenger RNA from Aspergillus melleus, 2106 nucleotides. RefSeq names its product acetyl-CoA:L-glutamate N-acetyltransferase (gene arg2). Gene Ontology annotation, biological process: L-arginine biosynthetic process. The transcript has 3 exons. Gene Ontology annotation, cellular component: mitochondrial matrix. The record is from RefSeq and is a predicted model, not a curated record. The coding region runs from base 1 to 2106 and encodes 701 amino acids. NCBI's taxonomy places the organism in Eukaryota, Fungi, Ascomycota, Eurotiomycetes, Eurotiales, Aspergillaceae. Gene Ontology annotation, molecular function: arginine binding; L-glutamate N-acetyltransferase activity, acting on acetyl-CoA as donor.
AUGAGCUCUAGGGUGCUGAACUGGCCGCGGACCAAGUCCGCGCUGCUGAAGCAGCAACAGCAGCAACAUCAAGCUUCCAUCUGCAAUGGACAGCCGACCACAAAACUCGAUUACCACACUCGUCGUCUUUUUUCGUCCUCCGCCGAUCGACCGAUCAAUCAGAGCGCCGACUUCUCUUCCACCAGCCAGAGCUAUGAUCGUUUAGGUCGUCGGGCGAAGGAGAAGCUGCUGGACCGCGAAUUCUUCCUCAGUCUACUGAACUCGGCAUCUACCAAGCGUGAAGCCAAAUCGUAUCUGGCCCGUCUCAAAGCUCAACACUCCCCAACCCCACCUCCGAAACCGAGCAUUGAACAAAGUAAGGAGGCCGUGGCUCUUUCGUCGCCGUCGGGUGUCAAUCUGGGAUCAUUCUAUGGUGCCUCGCGCUCGGUUUACGACAGUCCGGUCUUCAGGCAUGACUCAACUCCUACCCCUCCCCCGCAGGAGAUACCGGAGAUGCGACUACACCUGGCCUUGAUCAAACUCAAGGCCCCUCAGCAACUAGAAGACUCGGUCGUUCAUGGAGUAGCUAAGACAUUUGCGCAAUUGAAUCGCCUGGGCAUGGGCUGCUGCGUUGUGGUCGAUCCGGGACCCAUGGACGAUGCGAAUGCGUCGCGAAAGAUCGCCGCCGACCAAGCAGACCGCAUCGCUGCUGCCGUUGAUGCCCAACCCGAUUCCAAAUCCACCCACCUGGAUUCGGUUUUGACUCUGCCCUCGAAAACUCCGGAUACCCCGACGGUUCUAUCGCGGAAGGCUCUUUUGAACCCUCUCCGCGAUGGGCACACGGUCAUUAUCGCCCCGAUCGCCUACACGGAAGAUGUCCCUCGAGCGGUGACUUUAUCGGGCGAGGAUGCUCUCCUCGCCCUUACAAAAGAGCUGGCCGGUCUUGCAAGCGUCCCGCAUCCCGAUGAAGACCCGUGGCUUACGGCCCAAAAUAUCAAAAGAUUGCAGCAAGAAGUCUCGCUAGAUCGAGUGAUUCUACUGGACCCUCUUGGAGGCAUCCCUGCAUUCAGUGGCCCGCAAACCUCACAUGUAUUCAUCAAUAUGGAGCAGGAAUUCGACGAUAUUGAAACCCAGUUACUUCAAGCCCAGCAGUCGGCAGCGACAGGGCCUGGCUCAACACAGGCAGAGCCCACUGGUGGAGUCAAGCAGCGUACUCCAGCACAAGGUAGCCUUGUGGACGAUCACCUACACAACCUGCGCCUAUCCCAGAAGGCUCUCGCUAUGCUACCCUCGGCAUCGUCCGGGAUCAUUACUUCGCCGGCUGAAGUCGCCAACUCAGCCCGAUCGCCGCAGGCUGCACCGGCACUGUCCGCCGUGGGCACUCGACGACAACGAAACCCGUUGAUCCAUAAUUUGCUUACCGACAAGCCUUUAUUGUCGUCUUCUCUGCCUAUGAGCAGACGUGAAGCGAUCAGUGGCGGACGGGGAAACAUUUUUACACCCAGCUUACACACGACCUUUGUCAAGCGGGGUAUGCCACUCACUAUGAUCCCUGAUCCGCGAGUGGAGGUGUGGACUGCGCAGAAUCGCCCUCGAUUGAGCCUGGACGACCCCAGCAUUGACCUGCCACGUUUGGUACGUCUGAUCGAAGAUUCGUUCAACCGCAAGCUCGAUGUCCAGGACUACUUGAACCGAGUCAACGACCGGCUUGCCGGGCUGAUCAUCGCCGGAGAAUAUGAAGGGGGCGCUAUCUUGACCUGGGAGCUUCCUCCGGGUGUGGAGGAUGACGGAAGUGAAGCGAGUCAGGCUCGUAUGGUUCCAUACUUGGACAAGUUUGCGGUACUGAAACGCAGCCAAGGGGCAGGAGGCGUGGCGGACAUCGUGUUCAAUGCGAUGGUCCGGACCUGUUUCCCUCAGGGGGUGUGCUGGCGCAGCCGCAAGGACAACCCGGUGAACAAAUGGUAUUUUGAGCGUUCCGAGGGAACGUGGAAGUUGGCCGACACGAACUGGACCAUGUUUUGGACAACCCCUGGAUUGCCGGAGAAUUCGCAACUCUUCCGCGAUUACGAGGGCGUGUGUCGCGGCAUCGAGCCCAGCUGGGCUGAUGACACCGGAGUGAUUGAUUGA